Molecule: messenger RNA, 312 nt
Organism: Cadophora gregata
Lineage: Eukaryota; Fungi; Ascomycota; Leotiomycetes; Helotiales; Ploettnerulaceae
Exons: 1
Coding region: 1-312 (103 amino acids)
Source: RefSeq, a predicted model, not a curated record
AUGCGUUAUGUCCUCCUUAGAACUGUUACAGAGUCUCGAAGCUCAAAAUUUAUUCUUACGGAAAAUGUAAGAGAGAGAAAAGCAACCAGAGCAGCUCCACAAAGCACGGAACAUGAAAUCAAAGAGAUCAUGCUUACUGGCGAUACUGGCUCCCUCAGCUGGGGCGAUAUCGUCGCGUUUUUCAAUGACAACAUGAUCGAUGCUGGCAAGUUAAAAGCAGUGGGAAGCGGUACGACCAACCACUCCAGUGCCGGUCCUGCCGGACACAAUCACGCGAAAUGGAAUGGUGAUGCAACGACCAAGGCAAGGUAG